UACUAUCACCUCCUAAAAUGUUUUACACCUAUUUACCUAUAAAAGAAUACAUAGGAAAUAGCUAAUCAAUGACCCGCAAUGCACGUAUUUUCUGAUGAUAAUAUGCCAAACCACAAAAAUGAAAUUGUUUUAAUUUCCCAACGAAAUCACGUACGCCCGUUAUCGUCCCACUGUUAUCAGCGUUAUCUCUUAUCUAGCGAUCGGAGCGUAUCGCCAGAACAAUACAGAUGCCAAAAGCUCGUCCGUUCAACAGGUGUAAGCGGGGUGUAUUCGACCGGAACUGAGCGUCGCAUCUGUUGUUAAAUAUGACAAAAAACAGGAUGUGAAUCCACCGACAACAGGCCCUCACCGAGUUAUUUUGUUUCAGUUACCUUUAAACCCUACUGUCGUGUACCCAGAGUUUCAAUGUAUACGAACAAUAUAUAGUAGCGACGUGUGAAAAUGAGUGAUAAGGAGCCUGUGAUAUCGGUGCAUGAUUUGCCCUUGACUUUUAAAGUGAAAUAUUUGGGAAAACGGCCAGCAAAAGGACUAUGGGGCAUGAAACAUACGAGAAGACCAGUAGAAUACAUGGUGGCAGAGGCAAAAAACAUGCCUUCCAAUGUUAUAUUGCCGAUUGUUCGGUUAACUGUAAACAGAGAUGGUAUCCAAAUGGUCAAUAUUACAGACAAACAUGUGAAAUCAGAGACUGUCAGAUUCUGUGUGGACGCUAUAUCUUAUGGAGUACAGGACUUGGUAUAUACCAGAGUAUUCAGCAUGAUCAUAGUAACAGACGACACUCUAGACAACGGAGUCCCAUUUGAAUGCCACAGUUUCGUAUGUGAAUCGAAAGACCAAGCCAGAAGGAUCACGUAUGCCUUGGCCGCGUGCUUCCAGGACUACGGGAAAAGGGUGAAAGCGGACGGAAAGGAGAGAGCUGUCAGAAAGUUUGCCAUCGACUUGAGGACCCCCGAGGAACAAGCUGCAGCUUCUGAUGGAGAAACGGAAGCGUAAUGGUUGCAAAAUUUAGAGAAUAUGAUACGAAUUGACUCUUUUAUAUUUCCAUUAUAUAUUUUUAUAGUUUCUGAAAUGAUGUAAAAGUGAGUGGUAUUUCAAACUCAUUUACUUACUGUUUUAUUCAUAAAUACUAUAUUUAUUGUUUUUUAGCUUCUCUUUUCUAUGGUUUUAAUGACGUAUCAAGUUUACGAUUGGUUCUACUGGUAUCUACAAAAUAAAUCGAAUUACAUUUCUGUACCUCAGAGCCAGACUAGGUUAAGUACAUUUUUCUCAAAAAUGAGUUUAAUAUGUUAAGCUUAUGACAAUAUUGUGAAUUUUAAUUAGCUACAUGCAGCGACCAUCUAUCUGUAGUAAUAACGAAGUUACGACUUUUUAACUCAUGUCAAGUCACAUACAACACAAUGCAGGAAAAAUAUUUUAAAUAGAAUUAUCUCAAAACGACUUAUUUGGACUUACCCUACUCUGAUUCUGAGGUGCACAUUUGGAUUAGAUACUUUGACGAUCGAUAAGAUACGUUUCCACUAUUCGUAAUUCGUGAAGUUAUAUAUUUUAUAACAGAUACUGUUUUAUAUGUUACACAUUUUAUUUAUAUUAAUUUGUUAUUUAAUAAAUGUAGUUUUUUAUACACUUAACUCUUUUCUCC
Molecule: messenger RNA, 1636 nt
Organism: Acanthoscelides obtectus
Lineage: Eukaryota; Metazoa; Arthropoda; Insecta; Coleoptera; Chrysomelidae
Source: the annotation of a GenBank genome assembly